This is a messenger RNA of Rasamsonia emersonii CBS 393.64, 1644 nucleotides long. RefSeq names its product Siderophore biosynthesis protein. The record is from RefSeq and is a predicted model, not a curated record. Gene Ontology annotation, biological process: siderophore biosynthetic process. The coding region runs from base 1 to 1644 and encodes 547 amino acids. NCBI's taxonomy places the organism in Eukaryota, Fungi, Ascomycota, Eurotiomycetes, Eurotiales, Trichocomaceae. The transcript is spliced from 2 exons.
AUGCCGUCCCCGAUAUGUCAUCUGCCAAACGGCCAGACGUACAGCGUGACGCCCGUCUUCGGCGGGGUCACCUUCAAGUCCAACGACAUGAACAUCCACAAUUCGCCCUUUCCCCCCGGCUGGACCGUCGUCAUCCACACUGAGGUGCCUGAGGAGGAUUUAGAGCGCCCCGGUUCAUCGUAUGAUUCCCCCUACGACGACUGCGAUUCCAACAAACUCCCCUCUGCCGCGGGGUCGUCCCCGCCCGACCCGGGGGCUCCAGAGCGCAAGGUCCAUCUUUGUCGCUUCAAGCGACCGACCUUGCGCAAUGAUUGUCUCUUCAUUUCUGCCAUCAGCAACCCCUCCAACAAUGACUUCAAGCCCCCCAGUUCCCAGACCCGCCAGAUCGCCAUGAUGCUGUGGGUCACCCUGUGGUGGUACUUCCACGAGCCCGAGCCCAAUCUGUACCUCUCGAACGAGGCUUGUGCCGCGACUCCGCUGGCGGGCAGGCCCAAGGGAGAGUGGCGAGUGAACAUCAUCCGGGAGGGCAUCUUCAAGGGCCGGAAUCUGAUGCAGAAGCUGGAGCGCAUGGGCCUGAUUGCGAACGAGGAUUCCUCGGUUGGCCUCGACUCGGCUGAGUCGCGAAAUCCCGCUGGAUGGGAGCGCAUGUUUACCAGCCGGCGCAGCUUUUGGCAGCUGGAUCCGCGCAUCUUCAUCUUCACGUUGACCCCGGCCAACGUCUCGCCGGUAGCGAAUCCCCCGUCGCCGUGCGUCUCGCCAUAUAACUCUCGACCUUCCUCUCCCAGUCCAGAUAGUCUCCGCCAUAUUGACGGGGGCGCCGUCUCGCCGAAUGAGUCCGUCUUGCACCUGCACACCUCCAGCGUCCCGGGAGGGCCUUUCACCUCGCUCAGCCAUCUGCCCACGUACUAUCCUCCGCCACCCACGCAGUAUACCUUCACGGACGGCAUUCGUCACCCCAUCCGGCCAAGACCCCCUCACCAGGGCGAGACUUUCUAUUCGCGAUAUAUCCCCAGUGUCGGACAAUAUCUCUCGUUUCGCGUGCCCGUGCUGAAUCCACCCAAAGCAUGGGGCCCGCAUCACUCCCGCUCGCCAUCCUCUGCCGUUUCUCUCGGGGUUCCACGUUCUCAUAGCCCGCCUCCGGGGCCGUCUGACCUGGACCUGCUGCACAAGUGGAUGAACGAUCCACGCGUGAAUGCGGCGUGGGGGGAGGCGGGUCCUCGCUCCAAACAGGAGGCGUUCCUUCGGAAUGGGCUGACGAGUCGGCACAGCUUCCCCGUGUUCGGAUGCUGGGACGGCAAGCCGUUUGGAUACUUUGAGAUCUACUGGGUCAAGGAAGACCGAUUGGGGCGGCUUCUGGGCGGCAACGUCGGCAAUUAUGACCGUGGCCUGCACCUUCUGGUGGGAGAGCAGGAAUUCCGAGGUCCUCACCGGGUGGCGAUCUGGCUCAGCGCGCUGGUCCAUUACUGUUGGCUGGCGGAUAUGAGGACGGAGACGGUGAUGCUAGAACCGCGGGUUGACAAUGAAAAAUUGAUCAAGUAUCUCCAAGAAGCCGGCUUCUACAAAGAAGGCGAAGUCACUUUCCCGCACAAGCAGUCGGCCGUGAUGAAGAUCAAGCGGGAUUAUUGGGAAGCGCCGGUUUUGUAG